CCCACAAAUUGUCACAACUUCACUGCUGGUUGGCUGCUCUGGCAAACAGGACUGACCAACCACAACACCUGCGCACUGCUUGCUACCACACGCACGCGCGCGGACGCAAGGAUGGGGAUGCUGGACGGGCUGACGGCUGUGGUGACGGGUGGUGGUGGCGACAUUGGCCGCGCAUGUGUUGGGCGAUGCUUGUGCGAGGGCGCUGCUCUGGUGGUGAGCGUGGACAGGGUGGCGAUCGACAGUGGCAAGCUCGCGGCAGAGAUUGCGGAGUACAUGGACGGCCUCCAACCGCAGCACGCGUUCAUCGCGCUGGUCCGCGAGCGCCAAGCGGCGCUGGCACCGCAGGCGGCACAGCGAGGCAAGGCAACAAACGACAGACAAGCACUGGCGAGUCAGUACCAGGCCAUUCUGGCGCUCAUCGACGAGCGGUGCGCCAGCGCGCAGAUGGACCUUCGCAGCGAGGUGGGCGUGCAACAGAGUAUUGUGCAGGCCCUCGAGGGCAAAGUAGGAGCGGCUUCGCGUCGCAUCCACGUCCUCAUCACCUGCGCUGGUGGUGCUGUUGACCGCACUCAGUGCGACCCUGCAGACACUCUUCCAGAUGUGGUCAGCUUCACAGACCACUUCACACUCAACACCGCAACAGCCAUCAACGCUGUCCGAGCGUGCAUGCCAAUGCUCCUGCGCGGUGCGCAGAGCAACCAUGCAGACGCAAGCAACACAGGGGACGGCGCCGUGGCCCCUGCCGACCAAGUUGACCUUGAGUCCAUCAGGCCUGAACAACCGCCGGCAUUCCCAUCCUCCUGCGCUGACAAGCCAGUGGCGAGCGUGGUCUUUGUCAGCUCUGUGAAUGCAGUGAGCGGCAUUGGGCAAGUGGCGUACAGCGCAGCCAAGGCGGCCCUACAGCCGAUAGCGGCUGAUCUGUCUGUGCGCUUUGGGCGCUAUGGACUGCGUGCAAACGCCAUUGCGCUGGGCACAGUGGCCACCAUGGGCGCAUGGAAGGAGCGCGUCGCGCAUGACCCAGAGGUGUUCCGGAAGAUUGGACGUCGAAUCCCGCGCGCUCGUGUCGCCUCUGCAUGGGAAGCAGCCGGCAGCAUUGUUUCCCUCGCCAGCCCUGCCUCUGCCCUAAUCACUGGGCAGUGCAUUGUCGCGGACGGAGGAUGGUCGUUGGCGUGUGGAACAUGUGUGGUGACAAACUACAAGAAGCAAAAGCAUGGUGAAGGUGAUGGUACGACUGCUGCUGAUGACGAUGAUGAUGAUGACGGUGGUGGUGAUGGCGGUGAACCUCGACCAAAGACCUCGAAGCAGAGUACGAGCAAGCCGUGGUAUGAGCUGUGAUGAUUCGGUUUAAUUGAACUACCUUCUUGCUUGUUAUCAUGACGUGAAUAUAUCGUUCAUAUAUACGUGCAGGGAAACCCGAGCGUGAGGUCAUCAUGAAAUACAACGAAUGAUCGAGCAA
This is a messenger RNA of Salpingoeca rosetta, 1456 nucleotides long. RefSeq lists its product as uncharacterized. NCBI's taxonomy places the organism in Eukaryota, Choanoflagellata, Craspedida, Salpingoecidae. Bases 112 to 1335 code for a protein of 407 amino acids. The record is from RefSeq and is a predicted model, not a curated record. Gene Ontology annotation, molecular function: oxidoreductase activity, acting on the CH-OH group of donors, NAD or NADP as acceptor. The transcript is spliced from 3 exons.